Molecule: messenger RNA, 32818 nt
Organism: Porites lobata
Lineage: Eukaryota; Metazoa; Cnidaria; Anthozoa; Scleractinia; Poritidae
Source: the annotation of a GenBank genome assembly
GCUGAAUUUUGUCGCGUCGAGGAAGUAUACCACUUUCUUUGUUCGUCGAAGUUGGUUCUGAUCCACUUUAUUGAAGAUCUCCUGCAUUGUAAGGUAAGAUCUUUCUUUUAGAUAGCUUAGCUGUGUAAGGUAAAUUUACAAUCUUGCCUAACAACACAAAAUUACUAGCACGCAACAGACGCAAUGAUGUAUGCCAUCAGUGAUUCAGGCACGUAGAAGUUCUUUCCUCGUUGAUUUGACUCGUGCAUGCAUCUACAGAAAUAAACCACUAAGAAAAACAUGUGUAUACUCGGCAAGAUUAUUCAGAAGGAGAGUAGUAGUCUCCCUCAGUCUAUCAAAGCGAAAAAUUUGGAUAAUACAUUGUUCGAGGUUGCUAAUUACAUAAGCUUAAUUUGUGCUGAACGUCUGGGCCAUUUGAUUGUACUACAGUUAAAGCAUUCCACCUUCCAGCCAAGAGGGAAUGCCCAAAACACUCUUGGACUGUAACCUUUAUUUUCUUACUUUUAUCAUGGUACUUAAACAACUGUGGCAAUUACAACCAUUUUGGGAUUAAUUAGUGAGUCAUUCAUGGCUUCCCGCUUGGGGUAAUCCUAGGAAUCCCUGUUGUAUAAUUUAAAGCCCGCUUUACAUGACAAACUCUUCAAUACGGCACCCCUGUACAUAGCCUGAGUAAACAGUCAACAUUUCAUGGCAACACCAGUGGUUUACUCACUAAGUGAGGGGGGCGUAAGGGGGGUCCGAAAACCGCAAAACCGCAGAGAAAUAUGCCAAAAAACCGCAAACCGCAUCAGAUAUUUUCCCAAAUACCGAAACCGCGCGUACAUGUUGGCCACAAUAUGAAAGCUGACGUCAGCAAGACUUGUGAUAUAUUCUGAUAACAUUGUGCGUUAGUAUUAAACAUACCAUCAUAAGGCUAACGAUAUAUUGUACUACUCUAUUAUACUCUGUUUACUACUAACCAAAUGCCGAGUAUGCUGGUCAUGUACUUGAACGAGUAUUGAUAUCUCCCUUGACUUUGAAAAACUCUGUCACUGAUCCUGUGCGUCUUACAUUGGGUGACUGAUUACUUUGGACGACCCUGUGCUAGUUGUGGAACGCGGAAUAAAUGUUUCUUCUUGAAUUGUGACCUUCUUGUCUCGUAAAGAGUUCAUGUUCAGUGGAGAAGAGGAUUGUUAAAGCGUACAGCUCCUCUGAAAUUCUCCCCUUCCCUUCCUUCUUCACACAAGAUUGCCACGCAACCAAUUUCAUUUUUAGCAGGACGGAUAGUGAUAUCCAAAUCUCGAAGAAUGGAUUGCAGCUUAACCCAUUCGCUCCUGGAGAUUUUGCCCAAGAACGCGUUUUGAAGCUAGUCGAGUGGUUUUCUGGUCACUGUCGUGCUAUAAAGAGCUAAAACGUACCACAAACCGGUUUACAGGUCGUACACUGUCUGGCGGCCUUCUGAUCCAGAGGCAAAAUAUCAGCUUGCGAAGUUCGGGCAUGCGCAGAAAGCAAAAUUUCGUGAUAGUUUUGGGGUUUAAAAGGGACACAGCAGUCUUGACUUUGACUUUUCGCUUUCUCUCCUCCCUUCUUUUUUCGCUUUUCUUGCCUCAUUUUUUUUUUUCUCUUGCUGGGCAUUUAGUAGGCUUCAUUUUGGUGGGAAGAGUUUUUAGGAAAGCUUUUAGGAUCUUAGGAUUAGGUGAAAGGAAAGGUAGGUGGGUAAUGGAACAAGAUUUUCAUGGAGAUUUUCAGGUCCUCGUCACGUGGAUUUUUGCUUCUUUCUCUGGUGUCCUUGACUGAAUUGUGCUCAUUCUGGUAUGGUUUGAAAGAUCUCUUCACUCUGCACAAGUUAGCGAAGAAAGUUGUCCUUGACCGUUAAAACUGAUGACGUCACAAAGGGUAGAAAGGACCUGGAUCCGCACGGGCGGUUACGGGCGGUUCAGGGGCGAAUGGGUUAAUCAAAAAACCUAAAAAUGGCCUUUUACCAACUUUUUCACCUGAUUUUACAUGAAAUAGACAGAUUUGGUUGUUUUAUGCUGAAAAGUGGAUUUUUUUCAAAAAGCUUGGUACUCUGCUUAACCCAUUCGCUCCUGGAGAUUUUGCCCAAGAACGCGUUUUGAAGCUAGUCGAGUGGUUUUCUUGUCACUGUCGUGCUAUAAAGAGCUAAAACGUACCACAAACCGGUUUACAGGUCGUACACUGUCUGGCGGCCUUCUGAUCCAGAGGCAAAAUAUCAGCUUGCGAAGUUCGGGCAUGCGCAGAAAGCAAAAUUUCGUGAUAGUUUUGGGGUUUAAAAGGGACACAGCAGUCUUGACUUUGACUUUUCGCUUUCUCUCCUCCCUUCUUUUUUCGCUUUUCUUGCCUCAUUUUUUUUUUUCUCUUGCUGGGCAUUUAGUAGGCUUCAUUUUGGUGGGAAGAGUUUUUAGGAAAGCUUUUAGGAUCUUAGGAUUAGGUGAAAGGAAAGGUAGGUGGGUAAUGGAACAAGAUUUUCAUGGAGAUUUUCAGGUCCUCGUCACGUGGAUUUUUGCUUCUUUCUCCGGUGUCCUUAACUGAAUUGUGCUCAUUCUGGUAUGGAUUGAAAGAUCUCUUCACUCUGCAAAAGUUAGCGAAGAAAGUUGUCCUUGACCGUUAAAACUGAUGACGUCACAAAGGGUAGAAAGGACCUGGAUCCGCACAGGCGGUUACGGGCGGUUCAGGGGCGAAUGGGUUAAACGUAACUAAAACUACAUCGACUAUGGAGAACUGCGAUGUGACUCAGUCAUGACUGCUCGUGAAUUUUAACUACCGCUUGUUUUUCUGGAGAUAAUGUGAGUCUUUGGACUGGAGUGCAUAGUUCCUCCCUUGGUGAUAACUUUUGAAAAAGGUUACAUUUGUAACAGCCUUGCGACUGUUCUGUUAUUCCCACUUUGUGAUCAAGCAAGACCAUGGUUUCGGUUCUCCACGUGAACCUCAUCAGUUGCCGGGUUGGCUUUCUUCUUAGUUGCUGCUACAAGAGCAACUCUAGUUAUUUGUUCUGUGCUGUUAUUUGUUCUGCUCUAGUUAUUUGUUCUGCAAAUUGUGAUUAUGUCAAGCAUUGAUAGCGGCUGGCGCGUUGUUGACAGAUGUUGACAGAUUUCCAUAGAAGAGCCAAUCAGAGUUUUGCAUUGUGAGAGCGACGCAUUAGUUCCAAAGCUUGGGCUUUGUCUGUAGUCCCUCAUUUUUCUCUCUCCCCGCCGCGUGUCGCCUUUUCUCGCAUGGGUGAUUUUCACGCGUGCCCGUGUUUCGCUCGCUCUACUAUCCCUGAGGAAAAUGGGGACUACUCGUAGUCUACAGUACCAAGAGAAACUCAAGCAUCAGUGACAGCUAUUUAUAUGAUACCUAAGCGGCUUCCAUCUCAGAACUCAAGGGUGCAAAAUGCAAACUUGUGCCACAAAUUUCAAUUCAGUCAUUUUAAUUUAAGGUGCACGGUGAACUUCCAUUUUGCUCGAUGAAGCAGUCUUGAGAGCAAAAAAAUUGAAUGAGAGAUGGGUAAAGGUACACGGAAUAUGGGAGUUUUGAAAAAGGCAAACACAAAUGAAUAACACAUAAUGUGCGCGGAGGUGCGAAAAUCUAUUGAGUUCAGCUUACCUCAAGCUUAAGUGUUCUACAUCUCUUGGAGAGAGAAAUUAUUCAUCCCUGUAAAAGCGUCAAAUCUUUCGCUUUCUCCUUUUAAGCCCAGCUGUUCUCAAAUUCCUAGCGCCACACAGUUAUUCCUAACUUUGAAACUUUGUAACUUUAUUUGAUUUACCACAAAAUACAAAUAACGAUCUCCUCUUGAUCUGGCCCGACAACGAAAACAACUACACCGGGCCCAAAUUUCCACAUGGUGACUCGGGAUGUCGAGGACGGCAGCAAACCAUGUUGAAGAGCAUUUUGACAAUCACUCCGAUGAUAAAAUGCAGUAAAUUUGAAAUGAAUAUGCAAUAAAGGAAAAAUGCAGAUUUUUAACGAAGAAAUUGACGAGAUAUCUUCGGGUAAAAGACAAAUUUCUUAACAUCUCAAGUGUCAAAUCUAAGAUGAGGUCACAACAUGGUCGCGCGUUUGUUGCACGUUUUCCGCUCUAACUUUUGAUUGGCGCAUAGAACAAUGCUGAAACUUGGCCGUGAGGUAUAGGACAGGGGAAUGGGGAAAAUAAAGCUAAAAAAAGUAUUUUUUGUCGCGUUUCUCACUGUUUUUUCUUCGGUGAUUUUCGAAUUUCGGCCAAUCAGAACAAUUGAUUUAAUUGAAAUUAAUGAUUAAAAGUUUGCACCUUUUAAUUACUUUUGCCGUUUACGUGCCUACCUCUUACACGGACAAUUACUUAAUAGGAGCUACCACACUGAUAGAGAGCCAGUCGGUUGUACAGGUACAUGUAUAAAUAUUUUCACCCAACAUUGCAGUGAUCAUCAGUUUUUAUCUUGGAACUAUGGAGUUUGUUGCUUCCCUUGGUAAUUUUGCUUGACUUUCCAGUGACUGUCUCUGUUUUAGCCUUUUGCUCUGGAAUUUAAUUAGUACAUUCCACAAUCAAUCUAAAAACAGAAGACAAAAUAGCUCCUAUUAAAAGUGCAACACAAGCUGAUAUAUUUUUCCCUUCUACCUGUUGUUCUACAAUUUUCUUCUCAUCAGUGACUGUGAAAUAAAUUAUACAAUGCUCUUCUAUUCCAAUUUCUGGACUGUUUCUCACUUGUUUUCUUUGAGAAAGACUCUCCUUUACAUCCCAGACUCAACAAAUUUGCUGGUUGAAUUGACUGCAAAGCAACUCACAAAGCAAAGGGAGCUGCAAGCCCCAUUAAAGGCUGGAAACUUGGCAUGAAACUAAUGCACCGCUGUGGCUUUUGAUUGGAUGUAUAAUUUUUCUUACACAUGAAAAUACAAUCAUUCGCAAUUAUUCUGAUUAGACAUAUCAUUUUUCCAUGUGUGUAAAACGUUGUUAGCUCAGGAGACCAGUAUAAAGAUUGUAAAGGCUUCUAUGUCCAUUAGUGAUGGUUUUGAUUACAAAGGGGAGACUAAGUCAUCUGACACUGAGCUAUUAUUUCAUUGUUUCUGUGCUUACUCAUUCAACAGUAGUCACGCUCAACUAAUGUAACAUAUGACAUAACAUUGCAUAACGUGACAUUAUUUUCCUCUGUGCAUGUUAAGUGUCUUAAACCAACUACUGCAGUUUUAAGUGCAAACAGUACCAUCCCUCUCAACAGAGUGGCACCAUAAUCCUGUUCCCCCUUCCAGCCCACAAGAUUUCGGUACUUUUUUAUGCAUUUUCACAUAUUUCUGCAAAAACCUUAGAUACAACUUCAAAUAUUGCCCCACUUAAUUAAGGACACCUAUGUCACUAAUAUAAGCAGUCCAGGCUUCCCUGUGAGGUGUCUUUGGUCCUAAUGUCACUAUUGGAUUAUUUUUUACUCAUAAAUAUCAGAUGGUGAGUGAACUACAUUGUCUUUGAACAGUUUAGAAAUCAUAGUGCAAAUCUCCUUUUAAGCUGGGCGUAAUUGUAACGCUUAACUAAUGUUUCUGUCUAUCUUCAUUGUCUUUUUUAAUAGUCUUAUAUAGCUUUACUGUUUUGUUUGUUUGUUUUUUUUUACAUAUCUUUUAAACCACUGUAAUUGGCUUUUAAUACUGCUGUUGUGGUAUUCUUGCCUAAUUAAGCAGUUAUUCUUCUUUGUUUUCAGUGCAUAUUAAUUUAUCCUUUAUUUUUAUUAUUAUCCUUUAUUUUUUUUCUCUCUGUGGUUUUUAUCACACUAUGGGCAAAGCUAAUAAAAUAAACUAUAAUAUAAUAAUGUCUUUGGUUAAAUUUAGGCUUCUUGUCAUGUCACUGACCUAUCAAAAUUCCUUCUCUACUGCCUCAAGUAUUGGGAGUUACCUUUUUUGCUUAAAAAUGUCUCAAAGUCAUAAUUUCACUUAUCAGUGGUGACAUACCUUAUCACCAAAGUUGUCCAAACUGUUGGAAAAAAAGGGUUGACUUGGUAAUGGCCUUAAGAACCAUGUUAGGGGAAUGGGGUGGCAUUCAGACCCUUUGUUGUCCUGGAGUUAAUCCUGCAUAAUGUGCAUAACUUGCAGCUGUAGGUAAAUUGAGACUCUUACAGGAUACAGCUUUUGUAAUGUCACGUACAUGCAUGGGGUUAGUAAUCUAACUUGUGGGAAACUGGGGGAAAUCCAUCCGAGUUCAGACCAGAGUAAUGUCUUUGCUUAUUAACUGAGUGUCCAAAACUGUGUUGGCACCAAAUGACUGCCUGUAGAGCUACUACAUGUGCGCACUUAGUUUAGGUUUUCAAGAAAAUAAUGUUGAAUAGUUAGAAAGUAGCUUGGGCAAAUGGGCGACAUUUCGCGACACCAUCACUGGUUUCAUUGCAAAAUGAUGUCGUGAAAUUAGUAUGUAUAAUCAAAUGGUGACGAGUGAAAUUAGGGAAUAAUUUCACUCGGGUUUUGUCUAAAUCCUUUUAAUUUCCUGAGCCUUUAGGCGAGGGAAUUUAUUAGGAUUAUUUUUAGACAAAACGCGUGUAUUAUUAUUGCCUGGUUAAUUUUCACGAGUGUACCAUUUGAUUACCUAUUAAUAUCAUGGGUGACGAAUUACGUUAGCUAUCUUCCUGGAUUUUUGACAUGUUUAUCCUGGAUCAUAUCGAUCGAGAACUCCUGCACUCUGUCGAACAUUUAGAGCUUAAAUUUGGCUUAAGUUCAGAGUUUUUUGACAAAAUACCUCUUAGAAUCCUUCUUGAUGUGCUCUUUCGUGUGUUCAAGUUUUCUAAAGCAUCUUUUUGUGCCCUGAUAUCUUCAUUCAUGACAUUUUAAAACUUCGUCGCCAUCUUGACACUGAGAUGUACGUUAGGUUGCCAUGGCAAUUUUGUAAUUUCACAUGUGAAAUUACAUAUAUUAACGCUGAAAUUUUGCACCAGAAUUAAGGAGUAAUUCGUCACCUAUGAUAUUUGUGCAGAAAUUCCGUACUGAUAACAUGUCAAUACUCAAAUCUGGUAGUGCUUUUUGAUUGGUUGAGGCAAACUUUCAGCCAAUCAGACCUACUACCCACCAGUAUGGAAUUUUCAUCCUCAUUUCCCAGACGUCAUUUUUCAGGGAAACCAGUUUUGGCCUCGUGAAAUGUUGCCUAUUUUCUCAGGCUGUUAUAAGAAAGGGUGGAAAUGAUUACAUGAAUGUAUUUUUAAUAGUUUGUAUAACCUCCAUCCUUCCUUUGUACAGUGGAACCCUGCCUUAUGGUUACCUCAGUAACACGGUCACCUCGUUAUUAUGGCCGCUUUUUUUCACGGGCUAUACAUUUCCUUAUAAAGAAAACCCCAUUAACGUGGUCACCCGUUAAUAUGGCCAAUGGCCACAUUUUGAAAUCCCAAACAAUGGAAUCUCUUAUAAUUUCACCCUGUUAAUACAGCCACUUGAUCAAAAUUUAAAAAAUUUUAAUUUUUUAAAUUGCCUGUGACAAGUCAAUUUUAUUGACCUAGUACUCUGAGCCUGUUCUUGUACUGUUUUUAGACUACAGUACACAUAAAGUGCACUUGUUGCGAUUUUAGCAGUGUUUUAUGUACUGAAGGAAAAUUUUAAGUAGUUUUUUCAAUCACUGUACGUGAUAUCUACAUUCCGACUGUUUAUUAAUGACAACAGUUGUUCAAGAAAUGCGAAUGCGAUGUACGGUGUAUUUGUCAUUAUAGGGCCCUCAAGUCAUGAAAUUUGAGCCUGCCCCGAUAAUAUGGCCACCCCGUUAAUAUGGCCAAACUUUUUUGACUCAUUGGUGACUGUAUUAACGGAGUCCCACUGUACAGUCUUGCUAAUAUUAGAUGCUUAGCCCUGCAUAACAUACCACUCCUAUGGCUUAUAUGUUAAUGCUGAGUAUUGCAAAGAUUUACUAUGAAAAUAGAAGUAAAAAUAAACUUAAAAAUAAUUAUUGUUUAACAAUUUUUUUGUUAUGAAUUCACAGAAAUUCCAUCUCAGUGCAAGUGAUGCAUUCUGGGCUUAAUUUUGAAUGUAAAAAUAAUCUGGAGAAUCUGAAUUGGAAUGUACCUGGUUCUUUGUCAUUAAGUUAAAGUUUCUUUCCUUUUUUUAACUACACUUUGGUUAUGAAAGACCAUGCACAUAAAGGUGACAAACAUUAACAUUACCUUCACAACUGCCACAUCUAUUUAAUUGUACAUUUGUUAUGGUUCCUUAUCCUACUAUCCUACGCACUAUUGGUUUGAUUCCUUUCAGAAUCUCUCUUUUUAUUAAUUCCAUGCUUUGCUGAUGUAACUUCCUUUGUGUAGUUUGUGAUGCCUUUGUAUGAGCAAGCCAACUUAAAAGUCAUUACUUGUGUCCAGAGAUUGGAAAUAAUUCGGUGACUGUUUUUUUCAUGGUGAUGAUAAUGAUGAUGAUGAUGAUGAUGAUUUAAUUUUUCUCAUUAUUUUUCAUUUUAUUUGUUUAUUUUGGCCUGUAGUACAAACCAGACACAACUUUAACUCUUCUCAGUGUACGUGUGAGGGUAAAUACUCUGUCCUGAAUCUUUUUUUGGUUGUUGGUUUGUUGUUUUUUUAGUAAUGUAGCCUGUAGGUGUAUUGUAAAAUGUGAAGGUGUUGUAAAUAAUUGAGAGAAAAAACCUGGAUUUUAAGUACUUUAUAUUGGGCACAGUUAUUAUUAUUCCAUCUGACUUAUUCCAUAUGACGUCAUAUAGACGCUUGCGUUUAGGCGAGGAUUAAGGCUAGUGGACACUUUGUGAUGUCUAUCAUGAGGGGCAUGAAUCUCAUUAACUUGCAAUCCUGGACAGAUAGUCAAAGCACAAAGGGAAGUCACCAUUUGAACACUUACUAGUGAUAAAUUUUUUGUAAUCGUUUUCUAUGUUUUGUUUUCUUUUAGGUGUUUAGCCAUUCUGAUCAUGCUUGGAAAUGGCAUCUUUUCCGGAAAGAUCCCGCAGAGUGCAAGUCACCAUUUUGGCCUCUGAAUGGGGAUCGAGCAAAGGAGGACUGUCCACCAUAAGCAGAGAAUUAGCCAUUCAGUUCGGCAGAUGCCCUCAUCAAGUGAAAAUCACUUUCUUUCUUCCAAAAUGCAGUCAAGAGGAUAAAAAAUUAGCCCUCCAACACAACGUAAAGAUCGUUGAGGCAUCGCCCCUACCUGGCUUUGAAGAACUGGACUGGCUUAGCUUUCCACCAGAACAUUUACAAAUAGAUGUAAUCGUUGGUCAUGGAGUUAAACUCGGCAAACACGCACAAAUCAUUAAAAAACGUAAGAAUUGCAAAUGGAUCCAAGUCGUGCACACAGACCCAGAAGAACUAGGAAUGUUUAAGAACUAUUCCAACCCCAUAUCCAAGGGUGAAGAGAAACAUAGAACAGAGGUAGAGUUGUGUGAAAUGGCGGACCUCGUUCUAGGAGUUGGACCCAAGUUGAGUGAGGCCUUCCGUUCAUAUCUUCGAGGCUGCGGAAAAGAUAAAAGCGUAGUGGACUGGACUCCUGGAGUAUUUGAAGAGUUUUUAAGCGUGAGACAGGUUGGGGAAGAAAGAACACAACGCACUGUCUUGGUGUUGGGUCGUGGAGAUGCAGAGGAUUUCGAACUAAAGGGAUUUGACAUCGCUGGCAAAGCCGUUGCAGCAUUAGAAGAUACUCGCCUUGUGUUUGUCGGCGCCCCAGAUGGAAAACGCGAAGAAAUAGCGAAGCGGUUAACCCAAUGUGGUGUUCCUGCAAGUCGCUUGAGAGUAAGAGGAUUUAUGGAGGACCGAGAGAGUUUAAAGCGCUUGUUUCCGGAAGUGGAUCUUGUAGUCAUGCCUUCACGAACGGAGGGCUUUGGGUUGGCAGGACUUGAGGCCCUGUCAGCUGGUCUCCCUGUGCUUGUCAGCUGCAACUCGGGGUUUGGAGAAGCACUGCGCAGUGUACCAUUUGGUUCGUCCUUUGUAGUUGACUCAGCGGACCCCACCGAUUGGACCGCAGCCAUCACUAAAGUCUGGGCCAAGGGCAGAAAAAGUCGACUUGAGGAAGUGAAAACUUUGCGCGAUUCGUACGGCAAGAAAUUUAACUGGGCCAAACAGAUGAGAGAUGUUCUUAACAAGAUGAUCAGCUGGACUCACGGUAUGAAUGUCAAAUUAAGUUUAUUUUCAUAGUGUUUUAAUUCAAGCAGUAUGACCAUGCCUAGUGAUAAUGAUAACUUAAGUGAUGAUAUUUAACAGUUAAUGAAUGAGGCUGAGUAUCUUAUGAAGAAUUAUGGAGAUCGAGGAGGGUGUUAUCCGUCGAGGCCGUAGGCCGAGGCGGAUAACACCCUCCUCGAUCUCCAUAAUUCUUAUAUGAUACGAAAGCCGAAUUCAAUAACUGUUUUAUUAUUCAUUCAAAAUAAUUCCUAGUUUAAAAACAUAGCUAAAACAUGCUUACCUCCAUCGAUCCAUCGAUGUUCAGUUCAUCUUCGAUAGUGUGCGUUUAGGUUUGUCCAGCUCCGCAAAUAUUCUCCAAAUGGCAGAUGUCGCCCUUCGAGUUGUCUUCUUGCUGUUCUCGCCAUGUUUUUAGCUAUUUUUUCGGCUAGUUCUUACUCUCGAAACGAGUGAAAUGUCCGCUAUUUUUUCAAGUUCACAACCAAAACAACUCAACCUCGUCCCCAGGUCUUCUCGGUUAACGGUGCCUUAACCUGCGAAAACGCUGCAUUUUUGACGUCAUUUCCUCGUUAACGUCAAAAUUCUUCCAAAUUUGGUCAUCAGUACCUGCUUAUGGUGAUUAAAACGCGUGCUUUUAGUCAAUCAGAAUCGGGGAAAUAUUUUGAAUGAAUAAUAAUCUAACUUAAGUGAUGAUAUUCUAACUUAAGUGAUCAAAUUGAAUCAAUACAAAAGAGGGCGCUAAAAAUUAUUUUUCCUUCUCUAUGCUAUGAGGACGUGCGUAAGAAAUCAGGCUUAAUUUUGCUGCGCCAGGGGAGGGAGGAUGCGUGCAUAACAUUUCUCAAGCGAAGUUACUCUUCUUCCAACCUGCUACGAAGCUUAGUGCCGCGAGUUGCGCACACAAGACCGUAUGCCCUUUUCUGUGCCUGCCUCCUCAAGAACUAACAGAUUUGGAAAUUUUUGCACCAUCAAAUACCAGAAUCACGUUUAAAAUAGCGAAAUGUGAUAUCUUAACAUUAACAGUUAUAUUUACGUGUCAUAAUUCCGAAGUAUUUGUAUGUAACUAAUGACCCGCCUUGUAAUUCAGUUUAUGCUGCAAAAAGGUUGAAUAAACGAUCAUUAUUAUUAUUAUUAUUAUGGCAGCAAAUUUUAGUUUUCUUACUCACAGUCCAGAAAACAAGAAACCUGAGCGUUUUUACUCUUUCAUACUUUCUUUAAAAGACAACAAUCUUGUCCUUUUUUCUGCGGUGGAUUUUUCAAAUGUCCAGAGCUUCGCCGAAGCGAUAGGUGGAACUGUUGUAUCUUCUCACCUGGCUUCACAGGGUACACGAGGCACGACAGAAAAACAUGCAGGUAACCUCUACAUCUAAUGCGUGAUCGGAAUAAACAGCGUCGGCGAUUCCUCUUCCGAUGAUGUUUUUAAGGUGGCUUACUACAGUUUUUUGGAUGAAAACUAACGACUUUUUCAAACUGGAACAUUUUUACUGAACUGUUUUUUUUUUCACUGUACUGAACUGUUUAUUACAAGAAUUCAUGGUAAUUAUCAUUGUACCUCCUAAAAACAUUUUAUUGCAUAGUAUAACGCAAAAUAUAGUGACCGAGCAUCCAAAAGGGGACUGGUAACUAGACCUUUAAAGGGCUUUUUUUUUAAAGAGUAGCCGUAUGACCUGUUCAAAUUUUUAGGAUUGUUAGGGAACAUAAAGACGAAAGCGUGAACGUUUUUUUAAACAAAUCCAGGGAGUUUUUAGUUAUUAUAAAAUGCGACAAAAUUCCACAUUUUUGGCUUUUGCCAAAAUUCAGUCAAUAGGAUUUCUUUCUUUCUCUCUAAAAAGAAUUAUUUCUAAGUACUAAAUAAACCCUGAAAUUUUCAGAUGGGGUCGUACGGCUAGUUUCUAAUAGAAGAGUCACCGUUUCAAGCCUAUAAUAGCUAUCCAGCCAUAGAGCUAAUUCCUAGUCUUUUGAUAAGAGGAUCUAGAGUAGAAAACUUGGUGGCGUUCACAACGAUAGUAACUUAAUUUUGCAGUGAUUUAAAAUGUCUCAUGGACAUUUACUGCUAAUUCAUGGUCGGUUACGCGAUUACGGUUUCUUACUCUCUGUAAGGAAUGCAUUAAUAACGGUUCUCAACUUGAGGGCGCAGAGCGCAAACUCAAAGAGAUGAUCCAGGGGUGGAAUCAUAAAGAGCUUAAAGAAUUUACCGCCGAGAAAGGAAUUAGAUGGCAGUUUAUUACGCCUGGAGCACCGCAUCAAAAUGGUUGCUCAGAAGCGUUCGUUUAAGGCCCCAAGAAAGCCCUAAAGAAAGCAAUUGGUGAACAAGUCCUGACCCCAUUUGAAUUAUACACCUGUUUACUGGAAGUGGCUAACCUGAUGAAUCAACACCCCAUUGGUAGAAUUCCUAAUGACUCGGAUGGUGUAACAAGGACCGUUCAGAGAAACCAGGAACCCAUGGCAUAGAGUCGAAUUCGUACAGAAGAUAGUGGACACCUUCUGGAGACGUUGGACCCGAGACGUGUUCCCGUCAUUGGUCCCCAGAAAGAAGUGGAAUGCUGAUAAGCGCACUGUGAGAGUGGAUGACAUAGUCAUCAUGGAAGCAUGGAAACUGGACCAUCGGAAGAAUCAUCAAUGUCUGCCCAGGAAAGGAUGGCAGAGUUCGAAAUGUAAAAAUCAAGACGUCAACCUCGGAGUAUAAAAGGCCUAUCACAAAGAUUGUGAUCAUUUGCCCAGCAGAAGGAUACGAGGACUGUUGUAGUUUAGGAUGAGGACACUGCCCUCAUCGAGGCGGAGAAUGUUAACGUAGUUUUGUUUUGGACUAUGCAAGGAAUUCAUAGUUAAGGAAUUUGCGGUAGCCUCGUACACGCCCAACAGGAAACUCUACUAGUAGAUAAACCUCAACUUUAAUUAAGCAGUUUAGUUUUAUGCGAUAUCUGAAUUGGACAUGUUUCAUGUGAUUUUCUGCUUACCUGUUACACUGUUUCAUGGUUAUCCCGAUCAAGGAAAGUUAAGAAAACUCCAUAGACUAGUAAGUUUAUGAUCAAUGUUAUAAUAUUGUCAAUCAUUUUGGUUUUGUUAGUUUUAAGAGGAUUUCAUGAGUUUUUGCAUAUUGACGACCAGUGACCGCAUGGCAUAAUGAUUGUUAAAAGUUUACAUCAGUUAUUCCCGCUUCGCUCGUUUUAAUUGUUUCAUUUAUUACCACUUGAUUGAGUUAAUUAGAAUACAUUGUACAUAUUAAUUUCAGAUCGAAUAAAAACAUUAUCAUUUAUAUGAUUGCGAGUAUUCUUCAGUAGUGGAUCGUCUUAGUUCUCUUGUGAAACAACUGGUAGCCCAGAUAUCAAAUAACCUCUAGACAACAAAGAUGUGGCCAUGAACAAUAAUAUCAUUCUUUUUGCUUGGUCCAUCACAACAUCUAGCACAUCAUGUUCACUACAGAAAUUCCAUUACAGUCUAAUCUUUUAAUAUUGUUUCACCUCUACACCAAGAUAUUUUCUGUCUGUGGUGAUUUUCUAGAGGUCUGGGAGACCAUAGGAGCUACCUUAUAAUGAGCUACAUGUAUAUAUAAUCUUUAGGGUGUGCCAAUGUGAAAGAUAAAACUUUUCUUAUGGCAAAUAUACAAAAGGUACGGUGAGGUACAAAGGUAAGGUGAGUACUGCAUGGUGACACAGCUUUGCCCCAAAAAAUCAUAAAUCCCCCUCCUCUUUACACUAGGUCAGUGGUUCAAAUGCUCUAGAUGUGACAUACCAUUAGUGGCAAUUAUGAAGUGAAAGAUUUAAAGUAUGACUUAAGUAUAUGUGUGAAGGGUUUGAACCCAGGAGUCAUUUCAAAAGUAGGUUGAGUUUGAUCGUCCGGGUGACCGUGGUCCUGAAUAGGACUGUUGUUGUUGACAGUGACUGACAUUUCGACAACCUGUGCAGUAGUCAUCUUGAGAGUCAAAGUGAGUUGUAUCACGUCAGUUGAUGGUAUUAUACCCUGGUUAUAGAUCUGAUUGGUCAAUUAUGUCAUGAUGUUAUUGGUCGUCUGUCAGUUAAGCCGUGAUGUUAUUGGCUAUGAAGACUCGUAAUCAGUAAUUGGUGCGUUUCGAUCCAUCUAUUGUCACAGUUAAACAGUCGUUUAUUGUUAGUCAAAUUGUCAGUUCUCCAGUCGUUCUCUCGUAGUUAGUUUUGCUGAACGACUGGAGAACUGACAAUUUGACUAACAAUAGACGACUGAAAAGAUAUGGGAAACCACUUCAGAGAAAAUAUAAAUUAAAUUAACGAUGAAGUUAUUUGAUGCACUGAUAUCUCCCAUACUAUUUUAUGCGAGUGACGUAUGGGGGAUUGAUUGCAAUGGACAAUUAGAAAAGGACCCAGCAGAAUAAGUUCAAAAUAAGUUCUUGCAGUGGUCGCUGGGAUUUAAUAAAUACUGCAAUAAUAAUGCAUGCGCGGCUGAGACAGGAAGGUUUCCAAUGAUAAUUGAAGCCCAAUGUAGGAACUUUAAGUUCUGGUUAAAUAUAAGCUUAACCAAAAAUGAAAACAAAUUAUCCCAAAUAGCAUACACUGAGUGAAUGACGUUAAGGAAUGAAAAUAAAGCUUUCUGGAGCAAAAAAUUCAAAAGCUUAUUGGAACAGAUAGGGUUAAGGAGAAUUCUGGAUGAAAGCACAGUAUGUGAACAUUGGAAUCGUAAACAUGAUCAGGCAAUGACUUAAGGAUAUCAAACUACAAAGAUGGCUAAGUGAAAUAAAUAACGACACUAGAAAAGAUGCUAACCAAAGCAACAAAAUGAGAACCUACCGGAUAUUCAAAAUGACCAGGUCACCAAUACGUGACACAGAAUAACUCUAAUUAUAGUGUGACUAAGCAACAUGAAUUUAAAUGCAAUUUAAAGGAGUUAACAACUAAGAGCGCCUGGGUGCCUAGGUCAGCGGUCUUUGGCAUGCGCAUGCCCGGUGGCUGACUACCUUCAUCAUGUGAUUCCUUGGCGCGUUCAGUUUUCCCUUCGUGCUGGGUUCUGUCGCCCAUUUUCUUCGUUUUCCUCGGUGUUUUUCUUCUCUGCGAGCGGUUCGUCACCGUUGUCGUCGAUUUCGCGAACUUUUUUUUUGUUUUUUUUCCGUCUGUUUCUUCGAAGGUUUGGUCCACAUGCCUCACAACACGGUGAACAGCAUGUCGGCUUCGCUUGACCCGUCCGGUCCCGCGUCGUCUCCGAGUGAUGAAUCCGCCCCGUCAACCACAUCAAAUUCCAGUUCUUCAUCCUCCUUUACCUCGUCGCCCUCUUCGGUCUCAAUCUCAGCGGAGAUUCUGACUCAGGCCAUCUCCCAGGCUUUUCAGCAGUCGCUACCUCAGAUGUUGGCGGCCUUUCGGGAGAACGGCGCGCCAUAUUCUACCAGCGGUACGUCAGGCAAUUCCAGCGCGGCCUCUUUCGCGACCAGCGUGCCGUCGACUUAUACAUCGACUUCGACUGCGUGUCGUUCAUCGUCUUUAACAGGUACCGUGACUGUGCCCUCAUUUCUCUCUACUCAUUCGUCUGUUGGCAUUCCCGUGGUUCCUCGUGCUUCUCAGCCGCCCGUCCCGGCGUUGUCUGCACCAUCCUUGUUCGAUUAUUCGUUGGUACCGUCGACCAGCAGCCCGACCGUGGCGCCUUCGGUCGGAAAAGCGUUUGUAGUUGGCCCCGGUUACGCGCCAAUUCCGGGCGAACUGGUGGCCAAGAUAACCAGUGGCGCCUUCGUUGAGCUUGCGAAUCUCCUAGCGGAGAACAUACGCGCCCUAGAGGCCGAGCCUCAUACUUAUUUGGAUGGUAAACUACUUGUUGCUCCUGCCAAAAAAAGGGUGGUAGAGAUAACCGAUAUUCUCACAUGGAUUCAGGCCUUUACCAUUUACCAGUGGAUCUUCUGCUGUACUUACUCUUCUCGCUGGCAGGAUACUACCCAGUAUAAGUUAUUGAUCCUCCAGACGGCUUUUCAGUUUCCUGGGCCAGCUUGGUUGAACUACGACACGGCAUUCAGGAGGGAUGCUGCAGCCUCUCGUUUAGCAGAUUGGUCUAAGAUGAACCUGGAUCUAUACAACUUCCACACUCGUGCGUCCGGCACCGUUACCGGUCAAUCAGCACCUCACUCGACUUCCCUACCCCAUACAUCGGCCUCAUCGAACGUCCCACCCAAGCGUUCCUUCGACCCCAUUCAGUAUUGCCGAUCUUGGAACGAUGGUGCCUGUCGCUGGUCUCUGGGUCAAUGUCGGUACCGUCAUGUUUGCGAACGCUGCGAUGGUCAACACCCCCUUACCAACUGCCCCUUUCGAGCCUACAAGGGGUUUCAGCGUUCCAGGUCCCUCACUCCAUCCGGGGGAAAACGCCGUCGGCGUAACAACAAGGUUGCCUUCCAGGUGACAGCCUCCUCUUGUGUAAAUAGUGUUAAUAGUUCUUUGACUGUUCCUCGUUCCACGUUUGCGUUCAUUGGUGUUGAUUCCCAGCAGAAGAUUGGACUGCCCCAAAUUUUUCGUGUUUUCAAUGAUUCCUGCCCUUCUGCACCGGUCCCCUCGUUGCAUCAGCCGCUGCUUCCUCCCUAUAAAGUUUCCCCCAUAAGAGUCGACAAAUUACGCCAGGAAGUGCUCACACAUCCAGAUCAGUCUUUUGAAACCUAUGUCUUGGAUGGUCUUCAGAGUGGGUUUCGUGUUGGUUUCAACCCUGCUUCGGUCUCCUUAAAAUCGGCCACACAGAAUAUGCCCUCUGCUAGUCUUCAGCCCUCGGUUAUUGAUGACUACCUUAACACGGAGAUAGCUAAGGGUCGCGUUGCUGGCCCCUUCUCUUCCCCUCCGUUACCUCACCUUCACAUCAGCCGUUUUGGAGUCAUCCCCAAAAAACACCAGCCAGGCAAAUGGCGCUUGAUUCUGGAUCUCUCUAGUCCCGAUGGUCACAGCGUGAAUGACGGCAUUAAAAAAGACCCUUUCACGGUUCAAUAUAUGAAAGUAGACGAUAUUAUUGAUGGGAUCAUGUCGCUUGGUCGGGGCACCUUACUUGCAAAGUUUGAUGUGGAAAGUGCCUAUCGCAUUAUUCCCAUCCACCCUAAUGAUCGUUAUCUUCUCGGCAUGCAGUGGCAAGGCAAUCACUUUGUGGACAUGGCCUUACCUUUUGGUUUGCGUUCAGCGCCUUACAUUUUCUCUUCAGUUGCGGACCUGGUGGAAUGGGUGCUCAAAAAACAGUAUGAUGUGAGCUUUCUCCUUCACUAUCUGGACGAUUUUCACACCCUGGGUCCUCCUAAUUCUCAUACUUGCCAACGGACCUUAGACACCCGUAUCCAGCAAUUUCAGGAUUGGGGGAUUCCCCUUCACCCCGACAAGUUGGAGGUUCCUUCCACUCUCCUGACCGUUCUAGGCAUAGAACUCAACUCUCUCCUAUUGCAGGCGUGCCUCCCGCAAGAAAAAUUUGAUCGUAUCCACAUACUCCUGGUUUCCUGGUCACUUAAACGCCAUUGCACACGGAAGGAGCUGGAGUCUUUAAUUGGCAAUCUCAACAUGCAUGCCAAGUCGUCCCUUCUGGUCGCACCUUCCUCCGCCGCAUGAUCAAUCUGCUCUCAGCCUUUCGCAGAGAUGACCAUCCAAUAAGGCUUAAUAGAGAAUUUCACUUGGAUUUGUCGUGGUGGCUCGAAUUCUUCCAGUCAUGGAAUGGGUACAGUUUUCUGUUGUCUCCUCGUUGGACUCCCAUUCCCGAUCUCCAUGUCUCCUCUGACGCUGCUGGCUCUGUUGGAUACGGGGCUAUUUUAGGUAGAGACUGGUUCGUGGGGAGAUGGUAUCCGUUACAGCUGCCCAUAUCCAUUGCCUACAAAGAACUUUUUCCGAUUGUUCUGGCAGCUUCCCUGUAGGGUCAUCAGUGGUCUGCAAAGCGGGUGGAAUUUUGUUCUGACAAUACAGCUGUGGUCGAGGUUUGCGGUCCGGUACCUCACGAGAUUCGAACUUGAUGGUGCUGCUUCGUCACCUCUCCCUGUUGGCGGCCCGGCACUCCUUUGUGUUUACUGCUCGUCACGUUCCUGGGAAAUCAAAUGCUAUAGCUGACGCCAUUUCUCGUUUUGAAUUUCAGCGGUUCCAUCAGCUAGCUCCUUAUGCAUCUCCUACAGCAACGUUGGUACCUCCUUGGGUCUUGGGCCAGCUGCCUGUAGUUUAGACCAAAAGUGCCAAUUUUAUCUUUCCAACGGUCUGGCCCCGUCAACCCGACGAGUGUAUCGUUCAGCACAACGUCAGUUCAUCGAUUUCUGUACAUUAGAUGGCCAUGUCAGUUCAAAUGGUUCGUUACUGCCCACUAGUGAACAAACCUUGCGCCGUUUUUGUUCCCACCUAGCGGAUCGUUUACAUCACUCUUCAAUAAAGGUUUAUCUCUCGGCGAUACGGUCCUUGCACAUCGAUCAGGGUUUCCCCGAUCCCUUCGUGAACUGCCUCCAACUUAAGCGUCUUCUCCGGGGCAUUAAGCGCCAUCAAGGCUCAUCUCUCCCACAACGCCAGCCAGUGACAGCUGACCUCAUGCGAAUUAUCCAGCGUUCCUUGGAUGCCCACAACUCAGAGCACAUCAUGCUGUGGGCUGCCUGUUGCCUAGGUUUCUUUGGAUUCCUACGGGCAGGGGAGUUUAUGGUCAACUGCGCCUUCGACCCAUCCAUCCAUUUAACCGUUCAGGAUUUACAAGUAGAUGCUGAGGUUCAUCCUUCCAGCCUGCGGGUGCGCAUCAAAAAGUUCUAGAACCGACCCAUUUCGCCAGGGAUGUUUUAUAUACCUUGGACGUGGUCAGGCCCCUCUUUGUCCAAUUUCGGCCAUCCUGACAUACUUACAUCAGCGAGGGCCCUCGUCUGGUCCCCUUUUCAUCGACACCCAUGGUCAGCCUUUUACUCGUUCUCGUCUGUCUUCCUUCAUCCAGUCUGUUACAGGGAGCGGGAAUCCCAGGGCAUUUUUCAGGCCACAGCUUUCGCAUUGGGGCUGCCACCACGGCCGCCCAAUGCGGCAUUCCAGAUCACCUUAUCAAGACCAUGGGCAGGUGGUCCAGUGAUGCAUAUCAACUCUACGUUAGAACCCCAGUGGAAUCAAUUUUGGAAGUUUCUGGGAGGCUACUUCAGUAACAGGUACUUUAUCAAGAGAGGUAGCGUACACCUACGUAUAAGCGCCUUCAGGUUUGGCCGUUAGGGGCUCGGGCGUCUCCUAGCCACAAGCCCCUUCUCCGAGCCUUAGCGCCUUGGCUCGGAGGUCCCUUCGGCUUGGUGUGGGGGGCUCAUGGCUGGGUUGCGCUGUUGUGCCAGUCAUGGGGGCAUUAUUUCAGUCUAGGGGCUGGCUGCCAAUAGUGGAAGCCCCUGGAUACUUCAGGCACCCAACCUCCAUUUUAGCGAUGCAGUUGUUAACACAAAUUUGCCAUAGAGACAGCUCGUUCCUUGGCUAGGAAUUUUUGUUGUUUGUGGUUUUAGUUACUUGGAAAUAGUUUGUAUAUACUAUUUAUUGUAAAAGACUCCAAAUGAAAAACAUGUAUGUAUGUGUGUAUUAUGGGGAAUGAUGGGGACUUCUAAAAUGGUGGAAAGUGCGAGAAGUGAGAGACAUUAUGCUGUUCAUUGUCUCAUAUUUUGCAACAGAAAUAGAACUGAAGGGAGGAAUCGAAGAUAAAAGGGGCGGGAGCCAAGAAUGCAAGCUAUGGGAGGCGGGAGUUUUGGAUCUUCUCUAACCCCCCCCUCCCUCCCCCCCUCCCCCACAUGAUCCUUUUAGCCACAAAGCUAUCAUUUCUUGUUAACAAGGGUUUAAAUUAUGUGAAGUUAAGGCCACCUCCACUUUAUUUACCCUCUUAACCAGCAGCCGUAUUAUAUCAAGCGGCAGCUUUGAGUUUAAUGUUUGCAAGUAGUACUAGCAUGAAAAAAGAGUAUAGUUACCAAUGGAGGGAAAUGCUUUUGUUUUUGUCCACCAGCCUGAAAACCUGCAAUGCAAAACAUAGACUUUCGUAAAGGACUGCAGUAAUCUCCAGCUAUUUCCUACUUUUAAUGAAAAUGGCAAUUUUUCAUCUUGGUUGUGUCUGUUUUUGACUUUUUUUGUCUGUAAACACAGAUGAUCUGUCAUUUUUAAUUUUUUGAAAACAAGUUUUUCCCUCAUUUUCUGGUUAUUCGCUCCGAACUCCCAAUAACUUGAACUCCAGAUAACUGCAACUUUUUUUGAUUUACUUGAAAGUUUGAGUCAUUGAGAGUCAUUUGUACUUUAUUUGAUGAGUGGGUUUAGAAAACGUUAGCCAUAGGCUGAUGUGGACCUACAUUGAGCAGUAUGCAUACAUAACCAUAGCACAGAAAGGGCUAUAAGGAUCUUUGUAAGGGAUCUUGAGAGCUAGAAAACCAUUAUCUAAAUUUGUGGUAUGUUAAGUUAACUCUUGAACAGGGGCACCCAAGGAGAAUAUAGUUCAAAACCACUUAAACAUAGCAUUGUUAAACGUGUUUUAGUAUUUAAACGGUGGAUAUGGGCAUAUUUUUAUCCCCUAUAAAUUUUUCAUCUGUUCGGAUUUCCUAGCUGAAAGUCUAGUGAUCCGAAAAUUAUAGGGAUCAAAACUUACCUGUUCGAAAAUUUCAGCCAGAAAAAAAGCUCCCGAAAAUUCUAGGUGACCUUUUUAGGGUAAAAAUCCGUUGAAAAUGGGCAAUUUUACCAUUUUUUAGAUAUUCGAAAAUCCUAGGAGAGGCAGGAAACCAAGAAAUUUUACAACAAUUGUUCCGAAAAUUUUAGAUCUCAAAUCGUCUUCCGAACAGAUAUUUUUCCGAAAAUUGUCCUUGGGUGCCCCUGUCUUGAACUCUUAAUGCAGACCUCUGACCACUAGUUGUUUCGUGACUGUCGUGAGUGGAACUCAGUGGCCGUAGUUGUACAUUAAGGUUAGCUCCUGCCAGAAGGGGUUUUUAACCAUCCCUUGUUUUUUUUGUUUGUUUCAUUCUUCAGCAGUGGAACAUCCAUGGUCACAUGAUCCCCAAGAACAUGACCUUGAAUCUUUGCAACAACAUCAUCCAGAAAUGAGAGUUGAAAAAUUAACUGUACAUCAUGAUCCAUUUACUGCCAGAAGACAGGUUCAGCCCUGGGAACAAGCUGUAUCUUUGGAGCCAUAUCAUAAUCCAGAAUCUGACAGUGCACAGGUGUCCCAGGAACAACCUGGGUCUUUGCACCAUGCCAUGUCAAGACUAUCUACCAGCCCAACAAAGUAUCCUAUGAGCUUAAAACUAGUGCCUCGUCCUACAGAAACUGUUGAGACCUCAAGGUUUGUACAUCUUUCAGUUUUGUGGCUUGUGAUUAAAACAGCUGUUUUAGUAUUCUGUAUGUGGAAAAAUGAGAGACUGUUCAAAGGAACAAAGUGGUUACCAGAUGCUUUCUUUUAAUGUAGGCUGUACACACCUUCUAUUACUAUAUUCUCCCUCCCCCGCCCCCCGCUUUCUUGGUUUGUAUUACAGUAGUAACUUAUUUUAAGCAGCUAGGACAACACUUAUUAUUUUUAUUAAUUCCUUAUCCCUGUAUGCAUUUUUUGUUUCAAUGAAUGAAAAAAGUUAAGAUUGUUGUUGAUGUGCCUUUCACAUACUAUCAUCGCAGACAACUAAAGCCUGAACAAAGCAUUCAAGGAGAAUUGGAUGCACCAGAUUCUGCAGCAGGGGCCGUGGCUAAUGUUCAGGUAGAUGAGAAGCUGAAACGACGGCUGCAAGAUGAGGGAUGUUUCUUAGAUCCUGAGAAGUAUGAUCCAGUGAAGCGUUUAGGACAUGGAGGAUACGCUAGGGUACAUUUAGGCUUUUUUAUGGAGUAUUUUGUGCAUAAAUUUUGGCAUGCAACAAUAGCCUGAGUAUGGAUCAAAGAAUGAAUUAAAGCUGAUUAGUGACUCUGAUUCACUCAAAAGUAUCAUACUCAUCUUUGUGUUCAAAAUCCUUUUUGCCAAAAAACAACAUGUAGAUGAGAGGAUCCUAUAAUAAUAAAACAUAACCGAAAAAUAUUGCUGUUAAGUCUUGCAAGUUAAAUACCACCCAGAAAGUAACGUGAAAAAAUGAUGCCUGGAGGCUAUAAAAUUUAUGAGGUGCAGAAGUAUUGACGCCCUAACAGUAAAAUCAUUCCCCCACCCCCUCCUUAUCCAACAAAAACUACAACAACGACAACCACAAGCAAAGAGAGACUUUUGUCAUUGCCUUUUUAUUAAUUUAGUAAUUGAUCAGAAGUGAAAAGAAGGAAUUGCAAGUGUCAAAGCUCACAAAAACAAACAAGCUCACAACAACAAAUGCAUGCAACAAUAUGACGGCAAUGCCGAGAUUUGAACAAAAGAAAAUUGGAAAUAAAUCUCAGUGCAUUUUGUCUCUGCUCAGGAGUUUUUUGGUUGUAUUUGUACCAUGUCACAUGCAUGCCGGAAUGUAAUGACUUUAUCUAAAUGCUGGACACAAUUUCAAUUUUCUGUCUAAAGUGAAGAGUUCACUGGACGGAAGUGACAAUUCCCUAUUCAUGAUAUCAUCAUAAUUCCCAUCCGUCCUUAGUGGCACAUAGAGCGAAAAAAAAAUCCCUCCAUCUUUGACUGUGUGCCAGACAAAAUCAUACUGUUUGACUAGUUAUCUUUACAGUUAAAUGGUAAAUUUGCCUAAUGCUCUUUUUUCAUUUGACAGGUUUUUCUUGUAAUUGAAAAGGACACAGGACAGAGGAUGGCUUGUAAAAUGUUUGAUUUGUCGUCAAUUAUGAAUGACACUAAAAAGACUAAAAAGGUAUGACAUUAAAACAAAUCAUGUCACUUCACUUCAUAAGUAUAAUAACACUAGUACUCUUGCCUCUGACGGUUAACUGAGAUUCAUGUCAGUUGCUUUUUAGAUAGAUAAGGGGGGUUCUGGUGCAAAUGUACAUAAUUACGGAAAGCACUAGAUAACAUCCCGAUAACAUCGACCUAAACCAGAUGAGUCAUCGAUAUGUCAGCGGCGUCUUACAAAAUGACUGAAAUGAUCCCGUCGACUUCUGCUCACUUGAUCGAUCGCAGCGAAGAUCAGGAAGAUGUUAUAUUUGAGUAAUAGUUUGAGUUAUAAAACGGUCAAUGUUACAUCUGUAAUAGACUCAGCUGUAUUGUAUUGAACGACGCGGCUUGUGGUCUUCCCAAGGAACGCUGGUUUCGGUCGAUGUUAUUUAGUGUCAACACGUCACGAAAUCCUAUCUAACAUCAUCCUCGGAGACCCAGGGGCAGAUAGUGGGGGCGAGGGAAUAUCUAAACGGGCGGAAAAAUAAGGCACGAAGAAAAGUAAAGAACGGCGAGAAGAGCUAGCUAGUUUUAUAUCCGCAAGUUUGAAGUCAAUUGUGACCAUAGAAAUCUGUCUUAAGGUUUCCAAGUUGCCAAAAUCAUAGAAAUCGGUUAAAUCUUUCCUACCGAAAAACGCGAUUCAAAAACAUAACCAACGCGCAAAUAAAUAGGUUCGGGCCACCUUAAUUUUUAGCACCUAAACAUGCAUGAAAAUAAAAAAGUCACGGCCAGAACCCACCAAAGGACGUAACACAAUCAUCAUUCCUUGAAGGUUCGUGUUUCGUGUUAUUUUAUUUUAUUUAUUUACCUAUAUUUAUACCGUGAUUUUUCCCUUCAGCAGGGCUGAUAUCAACGGGGAUCCUGAUAAAUUAAAAAUUAGAUACAUGAGAAUAUAACCAAACAUGAAAUGGCAGAUACUUGAAAAUGUACUAUACAGCAAAAUUACAGAAUAACAGUCCUCAGCAUCUUCUUGAAUCUUGGCAAAAAUUUGCUCUGCUUUGCUGAGUCUGGGAGCUCGUUAUCGGUCCUUUUAAGGUGGCUCGACUGGAUUUUUUGAGGGGGAUACCUCCCAAGUUUGAGCAUUAACUACGUCGGCAUUUCAAAAUAUUUCGAAAACGCUCUCAUAGAAUUUCUUCAAACUUUGCCAUAAUGGAGGCAAUUAUGGCAGGUACAUACUCCCUUAAGCGAUUUCUUCAAAAAACUCCUGGUACGGAGAAACACAACGAUAAAUGAAAAACGCAAUGGCGUUAUUACGUUGCCAUGGCGACUCCGAUUGCAAUAAAACUCAGAUCAUAAGAAAUUUUGAUCUUUAUAUAAUACAGUUGUGGUAACCUUUUUUCCAUAUCUUUACUCAUGCCGACGUAGUUAAUGCUCAAACUUGGGAGGUAUCAACUCCAAAAAAUCCAGUCGAGCCACCUUAAUGCACUGCUACUUAUAUACGCUGUUCACAGCAAAACUAUUUUUUAUUUUCUUAGCUGGUAAAGUCAUUGAAAACUGAAGUCAACGUCCUCUCUUCUCUCAAACACGAGCACAUCGUGAAGUUUUUUAGAAUGGAGGAAGAGCAAGAGACUGCGAUUCUCCUUCUGGAGUAUAUGGAAGGAGUAAGAAAUAUUUUAUUGUUCAUAAAUUUACGAGACACAAGUAGUAUGUUGGCCGACAAAGAUUAGCAACGCUUGGUGACGUCACGUCAUCAUGUCUGCUGCCUGUUCUGGUAAACGUCUCGUUUCAGUGCAACACAACAGAUCUGUAACGUAAUCCUGAAGUUUAGGGCAGCCCAGUAAACGCCUCUGUCUUGUUAAGAACAUGGAGCACUAGCAAUCUCACCUGCGAGCAUCUAGGAACUCAUCAGAUGCCCAAGCCACUGAGUCGCAUUGCGACUCGCAGUGAUGAGUGGGGUUUCUACUUGUGAAGGUUUGAGGUGGGUGCGUGUCGCCUAGGCCCGCCUCUUUAAGAAGGAUUUUCCAUUUCAUUUCGAUACUGCUGUUGUGAAACUUUCGUAUUUUGGAAAUAUUACCAAGGCUCAAAAUAACGGACAGCAGGUCGCCGGUCAUGAUGACCGGCCAAAUAUUUUUUAGCCCGGACAAACCCCGAUUUUGGCCGGUCAAAUUAAUGAAUAUUAUAAUUACUUUGUUGCCCAUGGAAUAUCGAAUUACGCUGGCAGUACGGCAUUGUCGUUCGAGUUUUUGCCGCCAAGUUGGUGAAAAAUUCAUUCACACGUUGUUGAGUUCCUUUCCGCGAUUUUCGCCCGUUUUAUGUCCGUUUAUAUAUACCUUCAGCAUCAUCGUACUGCGGUGUCGGAAGUCUCCAAGGUUCGUCCUAUAUCUGCAUAUCGGUGAAACUUGAUCCUUUUCGUUGCCCGGCACGUGAUCGAAAGUCUCCUCCACAAAGAAGAAUUUCGUCGCUAAAUAUUUGCGGCAAAGAAGUUGAUUUGGCAAGAAAUUUGUUCCGCAAACAGGGUAUUCGUCAUCAGAAGUCAAUAAAUAUACAGGAGAGCUUUCGUUUGGGUCGUCGCGCAACACUUUAUCGCGAACGGCUUAUCAAGAACGAGGAUUUUAAGCGCCGAUAUAGCAGCGAUAGGCGACGAUGGUUCUCGAUUAGCUUAGUUUUUAUCAGACAAUUAUGGAAUCGAGUUUGCAAAUGAGAUUAUGUUCGACGUAAAGAAAUUUUAUAAUUAAUCGAUGCGCUGAAAUUUAUUCCCAGAGAAACAGUACAGGACGAGCGAUCGAUUAGCCCGAAUCCCGUCGAAGGUGAUUUUCACAAUCCUGUUACAAGUAGAUGUGAAACGUUUGAUGGACAAAAACUGUCACUCAUCCUUUAGUUUUCUAAAAAAUAACAGAUUAUUGUUAGCGAAUGUUUUCCCAAAGAAGGUCGCAUUACUGAUCACAGCAAAGCAGAACGUUUUUUUUAAAGGAUUUAGUGCAAAGCAGCAAAAAAAGCAAAAGAAAGCAGCGAAUUACAGCGUUAUAGAGCAAAACGCAUUAAGCGACAAGCAUCCAAAAAUGACCGGUCAAAAUGACCGGCCAGACGAGAGUUUGACCGGUCAAGCCCACGAUCAGGCCGGACAUUGUCCGUUGACCGGCCGUUAUUUUGAGCCCUGAUUACACCUUGUUAUAGAUAGAGUACCAAAAUAACAACCCGUUUGGCAGAACCAUGGUAUUUUUGAGGAGCACCGCUUGGCACUUGUCCAGGCAUCUAAGCAUUUUCUGGAAGGAAGUUGUGUUUGGAUUUUGUCGCAGGACGUUUCGGGCUAUUUCCUUUCUUUUAUACCAGCUGAAUGCUACAGCUCCUGUUUUAGGGUCAAACGUAAAACCUACCAUCUUUGCUGUUUUAAACGUGCUUUAUUUUCUAGGGAACUCUGAUGGACUGGCUAAAGCAAGGGAAACCUUUGCACGAACCUUUGGUGAAAAAGUUCACUAGACAACUUUUAAGUGCCGUCAACUUUCUUCAUACAAAUGGAACUAGGCAUGUCAUACACAAAGAUAUAAAAGGUUAGUUUUAAAACGCCAUCGCUUGUUCUGUGCUAGUGGGGAGAGUGGAGAUCAGGCUUAUUAAUAUUGUGCCUUUUUUUGAACAUUUAUUUUGAAGUUCCGAAAGUAACGACCCUGACACUUUCGGAGUUAGCAGAAUUAAGGGAUCGCUACGUUCAAAGGUUUGUUUUUUAAAAAAUAUAUUUUAGGGGGUCAAGAACUGCUAACUUUUGAAACAAUCAUCUCUCUUGAAACAAAAUUGUUUACUGACACCUAUAAUUCAAAAAGGUAUUUUUUUUUCUAGUAAAACGUAUUUAAAUUACUGCUGUCCUUGCUGUGAUUAUCGUUUAGUUUUCUAGUUGCAUUUCUCGCCCUUAUUAAUGACUUAAAGUUAAUUUUAACGUCAAAGCUGAAGAGUAAUUGUUUUCACUUAAGCCCCGUGCAAACGGACGCAAUAUUGUUGGAUGUUACAUGUUGCGUCUGUUUACACACCUUGUUGCAUGUUUUUGCGUGUUGUUAAGAAAUGUUGCGCAACGUUUGAAACCGGUCCAACUUUUAGCUACGUGUUAACGGACACAACAACUCCUAACUUUGUUGGCCUAACAAUGUUGGGAGUUGUUAUGUCCGUUUACACGUAGCUUUAGUUUACAUUAAGCUGCUGUUUUCUAUCGUUCAGUCUCUCAUCACGCCGUCGUGGUUGCCAAAACUAACCAGUUUUAUUGGUCUCUCAAGCAUUUAAACCUUUGAACCUUGAAUUAGUGUUCAUUUCUUUGAUAUUUCAGGUGCGAAUAUUUUGCUGGAUAAGCCUCGGACAAACAUAAAACUGGCAGACUUCGGAAUUUGUACGAUUAUGGAGGUGAGCUCUCGGUUUUACCUUUAGGUGCUCCUUUGGUUGAAAAAUGUACGAUUUUUGCGUGUAAGCAACUGCUUCUAAGAUUGGGUUUGAAGUGAUGUUGUUAUCUAAAUAGUACUGACUCUGAAUCAUUCUGCAUAGAAUGCGAUCUUGGCAGUGUUUUGGCAGUAACCGUUGCAAGGAUUUUCACAAAAAUUUGAUUUGAGUAUGUUUUAUGGGCCUACUUUGAAUGUUUUUGAAGUCGUUGGUCUCGUCAUAAGAAGGUAUUUUCUGGCUCGCCUCAAGCGGCUUUCGUCGCAAACCAAAACUCAAGUGAUUUUCUCUUAUCAGCGGUAACGGAUAAUCAAAACAAGUGCAUGAAGCCAGCGUUAGUUUGGAAGGGAGUGUGCAAGCCAAAGUCGCUUUCGUUUUUAGCCUGCGAGCAAGCUCCUCUAUUUGGGCGAGCGAAGCGAGCCGCGCGAGAACGCGUGAGCGUGUCUACUUUUCACAAUAUCCCCGAGAUGGAGAAUUUGCUCGCACGCUAUCGUUUUUGGAUGUUAUUUCGAUUGAUAUAUCGACGAGGUGGCGAUUCAUGAAGUGCAGCGAUACAAAGUCAAAGCAAACGCAAAAUUUCUUUUAACGUUUGCUUGAAAACUGUUCAUGUAUGCAUGACAGGUUAAUUUCUCAGGUAUCAUGUUUUUUUUUUAAAUUUUUUCAGCAACUGAGAACUGCGACUGGCCAAUUGACGUCAAAUAAUGAAGCGUCCUUCCACUGGACAAGCCCGGAGCUUCUUGGUGAAGAGACGUUUGGACGAAAUACGGAUAUAUGGUACUAUUGUUUUACGAAUACAGUCGAACCUUUCCUAACGGCUCCCCAUCCACGACGGUCACUUUUAUGCCCUGGACAUUUAUUUACUUUUGCGUGAGUCUCUCUAUAAUGGCCGCCUGUCCACAACGGCAACAAUCCUCAAAAGUGCGUUCCAGGUACUAAAAUGAACUUCCCACAACGACCGUUUAAAAUCAAACAACAGGCAACAUGAUACACUCACCGCACCCUACUCGCUUGGCGCUGUGUUUGCCGUGAUUGCUGUGUUUGCCACAGGGCGCAGAGGAGUUACUUGUACUGGCCUUGAUUCUACGGUUAAAUUUUACAGUUGAUAGCGCGAUUCGCCUUUGUUUACUGUAGAAUCGAAUAUGAAUUUUACCUUUCAAACCGUCAUGCGAUAGUAAGUGCAAAUUGUAAAUAUCUUAUUAUCCACUCCCCUCAGGGCUUUUCAGGGAUAAUUUACAACACUGGUUGGGGGACUUUGCAAGACUGCUUAAGGUGCAGUUUACAAGUAAUGAAGAAAAGAGUAAUGAUGCCCCCAUACAUGAGUGGGAAAGUGGGAUAGAUCACUACACCUGGCAUUACGUGCCCUACUCUUUACGAAGAGUGUGUGGGUUUUUUAACGUCCUACGGAUUUAUUACAUGUGCUGGGCUUGUGAGUCGGGGCCUUAUAAUAAUAAUAUAAUAACAAUGGAAUUUAUAUAUACAUCGCUGUUCUAAGCGCUUUACAAUGUAAAAAGGACAUAAGAAUCACAAGCUUACAUAUAACACUACUGUACAUAUUGGGAAAUUUAUAGCAUACACAUCUUAAAAAGGAAAGAAAACAAAAACAAAUAUGAUGAAAGUAAAUGUCAUAUUUACCAUUAAAUGUCAUCUCGGUUUAUCGUCCUUAUCCGAGAAGACUAGAAAGUCUAACCGUUUGAUGAUGUUAUUACAAAUGCAGCACCUUCUCCUCAGUUAUUUAAGGUGGCUCCGUAAUUUAUACUAGAGCAUUUUGCUGUGACAAAUUUUCCGUCAUAACUUUUUGGUUUUUAACGGGAUGGCUGCGAUACUUUGCAAACAGAAACAGAUAUCAUUCGGCAAUAAUACGAAAUAUUCCGAUUUCAUUGAUGGUAAAUAUUUCUUGAGAAAUUAGCGCUUAAAAGGACCCUACUGUUCAAAGAAAAUCGCGUCUAGUAAAAAAUUUUGCUGAUAUUUUUUACUGAAAUUUCUGGUAUCGGCUUUCUUUGAUAUAAUAAAUAUGCCAGAGGAUUUUCAGAAAAAUCGUUGGAGCAGAAGUCCGUAACUAAAAGUCGCUCACAAUUCAGCUGUGAAAUUGUUUUGGAAUUUCAAAAAUAAAUUACUAUCAGGGAGAAGGAGCCACCAGUUUGAAUUUUCGGGACAAGUAAAUUCAACGUUUGCUAAUUCUUAAAACAAAAGCCGAUUGCCUAUCGCGCUAUUCUUUAAAAGGUACUUUUUAGUUUUAGAAGCACUAUAAAUUGCUCCAAACCUUGCUCUGAAGUAGAAUGACUUGUUCUUCGACAGUUUUAAAAUAUCCCUUGACAGUUUUGGCUCAAACUCCUGCUGCAUACAUUUUGAUGUAUUGCAAUGCAUUUUCAACGACUUUUACUGCUGUUCGUUGCUUCCAGCUCAGGAAAAAAGUAUUGAGAUUGGACGCUACCUUGUAUCAGAGCUCAGAUAGAACUCUCCAGCACCUUUGUUUAUGACUAAAAAAUGAGCACGAGCGGCAGUUCUGCGAGGAAUUCGCACCUCACCCAGGGGGGACGAACGACAAUGAUGACCAUGCCUGUGAACCGAAUAACAUCACAGUGCAAAAUAAAAUUAUCGCAAAAAUACUGCCCGUGAAUAAAUUUACAACUCUGAAAUUUUUGUCACUCCUUCCUUCAAUGAAUGGGUAUUUUUUUCUUGAUUAUUAUGUUUUGCUCUGCAAUACAUGUUUAUACAGAUCGGUUCACAGACAUGGGCAUCAUUGUCAUUCGUCCCCCCUGGCUGAGGUGCGAAUUCCUCGCAGGGCUGCCGCUCGUGCUCAUUUUCUGGUCAUAAACAAAGGUGCUGGACAGUUCUAUCUGGGCUUCGAUACAAGGUAGCUUACAAUCCCAAUACCUUUUUCCUGAAUUGGAAACAACGUACAGCAGGAAAAACCGUUGAGGAUGCAUUGCAAUACAUCAAAAUGUAUGUAGCAGGAGUUUGAACCAAGACUGCCAAGGGAUAUUUUAAAAAUGUCGAAGAACAAGUCAUUCUACUUCAGAGCAAGGUUUGGAGCAAUUUAUAGUGCUUCUAAAACUGAAAAGUACCUUUUAAAGAAUAGCACGAUAGGCAAUCGGCUUCUGUUUUCAGAAUUAGCAAUCACUGAAUUUACUUGUCCCGAAAAUUCAAACUGGUGUCUCCUUCUUCCUGAUAGUAAUUUAUUUUUGAAAUUCCAAAACAAUUUCACAGCUGAAUUGUGAGCGACUUUUAGUUACGGACUUCUGUUCCAACGAUUUUUCUGAAAUUCCUCUGGCAUAUUUAUUAUAUCAAUUAAAGUCGAUGCCAGAAAUUUCAGUAAAAAAUAUCAGCAAAAUUUUUUACUAGACGCGAUUUUCUUUGAACAGUAGGGUCCUUUUAAGCACUAAUUUCUCAAGAAAUAUUUACCAUCAAUGAAAUCGGAAUAUUUCGUUUUAUUGCGGAAUGAUAUCUGUUGUUUUUUGUAAAGUUUCGCAGCCAUCGCGUUAAAAUCGAAAAAGUUAUGACGGAAAAUUUGUCACAGCUAAAUGCUCUUGUAUCAAUUACGGAGCCACCUUAAAGACCCUGAGUGUUGGUCUGGCCGGGGUUUGAACCUAUGGCCGGCCGCUCAGCAGACCGGGGCUAAUCCCAUUGAGCUAACCGGGCGGCGGUAUAGUGUUAGUAACCUGGUAAAACAUUAUCCAAUUCUUAGCCUGUUCCAAUUUUUUUUUUCUUCGUGAAUUUUUCUCCCACGCUCUACUAUUUGAGCGCCUAGAACAGGCUAUCCAGUGCUCGGUUAGCCUACCACGAAAACGUUCUUAGGGGUUCGUCACUCGUUCCCAAGCAGGAACGCGUGACGUACCUCUAAGAAUGUCUGUGUGGGAGGCUAAUGCUCGGUGGGAACGAACGUCGCCCGAAGAGAGACGUAUUUGGAAAACGAAGCGUUUCGAGCGAGGCACGAAGUGCCGAGAAGAAAUAUUUUAUAUCUUAGCUGCUGUUGUUCGUCCACAGUCAUUACCUUCAUCGGUUUUCUGGAGCAUAAAAUAAUAUUUUACCAGGUUUCUAACACGAUCGCAUGAUGGUUUGCUCGAUUCUAUGGUAUAAAAACAAAGGCGAUGCGCGGUAUCAAAUGUAAAUUUAACUACAAUCAACAAUCAAGGUCAGAAAUAACUCCGCGUAGAAUUUUCAUCGGAGUGUUAAAAUAUACAUCCUAUACCAACGUCUUUUACAAUAUGUGCACUCAGUUGCACUGUCUGGAAUUUUUUCCGAAGUGUUCCUCUAACAAAGUGGCGUUUCAUUUUUUUGUACAAUUCUUAUUUUGCUUUUAGGAGUGUUGGUUGCACAGUCAUAGAGAUGCUAACAACCAAACCGCCUUUAUUUUUUGAAAACUUGACAUUGGAUCAAAAGAGGUUCCGGAUAGUACAUUGCCAAGUUGAUCCACCUGAGAACUGUAGCCCAGGGGCUAGUGAAUUUCUACAGCGGUGCCUUCGGUAAGAUUGAUUCUCUAUAAUAAAAAAGUUAACAAUUGAGUUAUAUCUGAUAGGUUAAACGACUUAUUGACGGACUUAAGCAAAACUAACUACGAGAGAAUGACUGGACAACCAACAAUUUGACUAACGUUCAAAACCUUAUUAAAAUUUUAAUGUUUAAUGAAGGUCUUUAUAUCUGAUAAAGACACGGCUAAACUUUACGUCCAAUUUUUAGACCAAAAUAACCCCAAAUCUAAAUAUUAGUGCAAGAAUGAGUUGAUCUAUAUCAGAGAUUUUAAAGCCGUUCGAAAAAAACUCUGAGUCGUGUAUUAUCAGGUUUAAAAACUCGAGGCGAAUCCUCGAGUUUUUAAACCUGAUAAUACACUCCUGUUCGUUUUUUAAACAGUACAUAAACGACUGUUUAACUGUGACAGUAGACGGAUCGAAACGUACCAAUGACAUUACGAGUCUUCAUAGCCAAUGAACAUCUCGGAUUAACUGACAGGCGACCAAUAACAUUGCAACUUAAUUGACCAAUCAGGUCAAUAACCAGAAUUUAGUACCAUCACUUUGAAUCUGAAGAUGAUUGCUUCACAGGUAAAAAUACCAUAAUACUCUUUGUUGUCCCUCCAAAAUUUUGCAUAAGUAUUGUUUUCAAUUUCUCUUGGGACUUACAAUCGCCCCAAGAAAAAUUGAAAACAAAGGUUAUGCAAAAUUUGGGAGGGACAACAAAGAGUAUUAUGGUAUUUUUACCUGUGAAGUAAUCAUCUUCAGAUUCAAAGUGAUGGCACUAAAUUCUGGUUAUUGACCUGAUAGGUCAAUUAAGUUGCGAUGUUGUUGGUCGCCUGUCAGUUAAUCCGAGAUGUUUAUUGGCUAUGAAGACUCGUAAUGUCAUUGGUACGUUUCGAUCCGUCUACUGUCACAGUUAAACAGUCGUCGGCUUGAUGUGUUGUCUCUUGUUUUUAAGACCCAGAUCAGAGCGACCAUCUGCUGCUGAACUCUUGACAGAUCCUUUUGUGGUCGAUCAACAACAGUAAUGCCAGUGUGAUCGAGAUGCCUGUUGCUUAGUGCUGUGCACGAGGGAGACAGGGGUCACUCUUACGCCCCGUUUACAGGGGACUUGCUUUUUAUUAAAGAUUUGUAUAUGGUUAUGGUGGAGAGAUUUAGAAUCACGCUUACGGCAAACGUAAAUUUGUACCACCUCACUAUGGCUGGUUACCAAGGUUCCCUUUGUUGUACUUGUCUUUUACCGUUCUCUACUUUUACAAAAAAAAAUUAUUACUUUCACAUUAUCUUCAUCCAUAAGAAUUGUUUUGGACUGUU